Molecule: messenger RNA, 1009 nt
Organism: Uranotaenia lowii
Lineage: Eukaryota; Metazoa; Arthropoda; Insecta; Diptera; Culicidae
Product: pro-corazonin-like
Exons: 3
Coding region: 187-738 (183 amino acids)
Biological process (GO): positive regulation of heart contraction
Molecular function (GO): corazonin receptor binding
Source: RefSeq, a predicted model, not a curated record
CUUCGAUCUAAGUACAGUACGGAAUCGAAAGUUGCUCAAGACGGAAGGAUUAACUGGAGCCGCCAGAAGGAUACGGUACCCAUGCAUUGGUCCAUGGUUAAAAUUUAAAGUGUUAAAAAAGCCCCUGUGUCAAGUGUUAUUUUAUCGAAGCAAGUGUUAAGUUGACUUCCAUCACUCCAUCCGACCAUGAAGAAGCAGUUGCUCGUGACGUUGGUCAUCGUGUCGUUGCUGUUAAUUUUCACCGAUGCGCAAACGUUCCAGUACUCACGUGGUUGGACUAAUGGGAAACGAUCUUCACCGGUUCUUCUUCCGGAGCAGCUAUUCGAGCCCAGAUCCUUCGGAAGCCAGGCGCCGAUUGGCGUGGCCGGACAUUUGCCCAUCGCAUCCCCGAAAGACAGCCUAAACGGUGAUAAACUAAUACUGAAGCGCUUCCUCAAAUCGCCAUGCGACGCUCGGCUCGCCAAUGCCGCCGCCAUAAUUGUGAACCGCAACAAGGAUCUUCUUCAGCAGCUGGUCGGAAACCCGGAUAUCCUGGGAAACGCGUUGGACCUCUAUGACCCACUGGCAAUCGCCGCCGCUGAUCAACAACAACAACCGGCAGCGCUGCGACCGCAUCACCUUAUGAUGGACAGCAGCGAAGGAGGUUCUCAAACGCCCACCGGUGCUGCCGGUGGUGCCGAUGAUAUACGCUUCAAGCGCGACAUUUCCGGUAGCCGAGAUGGCCGAAAGGUUCUUUGAAUCGGCGACCCGUCCUAGCUUUCCGUCUGGCCGGAACUCUGAACACCUUAGCGGACAUUUCUUCGGGUUUUGUGGCUUUUGCGGAAUCGGCCCUUACUGACUGAUGAAGUCACUUUUGGAAAGUUAAAUACAACUCGGAGCUGUGGGGCAUUGUUUGUGUGCGGAAACAUUGUACUGUUUGUAUAUUUUAUCAUUUGGAGCUGUACAGAAAAAAAAAGUGAUUUUGCAACUCAAAUACAGUAGCUAUCGAUAACAAUAAAAAAAAUGAAAU